CUAGCCCUCGGUGUUGUCCACAGCACCGUCCGCUCCACACACAGCGCCUCCCUAGAACCCCACACAGUCAUGUCGACACACAUCCGCGCAGCACUGGUGACCGGGGCCAACAAGGGCAUUGGCUUUGCCAUCGUGCGUGACCUGUGCCAGCAGUUCUCCGGGGACGUGGUGCUCACAUCGCGGGACAAGGCACGGGGACAGGCUGCCGUGCAGCAGCUCCAGGCCGAGGGCCUGAGGCCGCGCUUCCACCAGCUCGACAUCAACGACCUGCAGAGCAUCCGUGCCCUGCGUGACUUCUUGCACAAGGAGUACGGGGGCCUGGACGUGCUGGUCAACAACGCGGGCAUCGCCCUUGACAUGCAUGAUCACACACCCUUACAUACUAAAGCAGAAGUGACGAUGAAAACAAACUUCUUUGGUACCAGACACAUGUGCACAGAACUGCUGCCUCUAAUGAAACCGCAAGGCAGAGUGGUCAAUCUGUCUAGCAUAAUGAGCAUAGUAGCUCUUACAAACUGCGGUUCUGGACUGCAGCAGAAGUUCAGAAGUGAGAUCAUCACAGAGGAGGAGCUGGCGGGGCUCAUGAACAAGUUUGUGGAUGAUGUAAAGAACAGAGUGCACCAAAGCGAGGGCUGGCCUGAUAUGAAAAUGCUCACAUAUGGAGUGUCAAAGAUGGGUGUCACGGUCCUGUCCAGAAUCUAUGCCAGGAAACUGAGUGAGCAGAGGAGGGGAGACAAGAUCCUCCUGAAUGCCUGCUGCCCUGGGUGGGUGAAAACAGACAUGGGUGGAUCUACAGCCAUUAAAAGUCCAGAAGAAGGAGCAGAGACGCCCAUCUACUUGGCUCUUUUGCCUUCAGAUGCUAAGGAGCCUCACGGGGAGUUUGUCAUGGAGAAGAAAGUUGAACAAUGGGGACCCCACUCUCAGUUUCCUCCAUGGGUUCCAUUAUGAUAGUGCCAUGAUUUGACCAGAUUACUGACAACAAUGUCCUCAUCAAAAAAAAGAAAUAAAGGAAUCAUUAUCCAUAUCAAGUA
Molecule: messenger RNA, 1031 nt
Organism: Hyaena hyaena (striped hyena)
Lineage: Eukaryota; Metazoa; Chordata; Mammalia; Carnivora; Hyaenidae
Product: carbonyl reductase [NADPH] 1-like
Exons: 3
Coding region: 70-948 (292 amino acids)
Molecular function (GO): carbonyl reductase (NADPH) activity
Source: RefSeq, a predicted model, not a curated record